Molecule: messenger RNA, 2079 nt
Organism: Neurospora tetraspora
Lineage: Eukaryota; Fungi; Ascomycota; Sordariomycetes; Sordariales; Sordariaceae
Exons: 3
Coding region: 1-1911 (636 amino acids)
Source: RefSeq, a predicted model, not a curated record
AUGUCUUUCUCCGGGGAUUUCUACUUCGGAAAUUGGAACGCCCCUCCUAGUCUAGCCUUAGGCAACGGCGAUGGAGACGGCGGCUGGAACUUCGAUGGCAAUGCGGGCCCGGACGACUACUUUAACUGGGACGACUGGGUCACUGGCAUUUUGCCUAACGACAACUCGAUUGCGGACAACUCUUUCAUCGACAACCCGGUCAUCGACAACCCGGUUGUAGGCAACUCGAUUCCCGGCAACACCCUCAACGGCAACACCCUCAACGGCAACACCCUCAACCCAGCCAUAGGCACCUCGGCCACAGGCAGCUGGGUUCCUGGCAACUCGGUUCAAGGCUGGAACUCAGCCACGGGUAACUAUGUCAUAGGUAACUCUGUCAUAAACAACUCUAUCGCAGGUAACUCCGUCACUAACAACUCGAUUAUAGGCAAUUCGACCACAGGCAACCAGGUCGUAGGCAAUCCGGUUGUAGCCAGUGCUGUCGUGGGUAAUCCGGUUGUAGCUAGUCCUGUCGUAGGCAAUCCGGUCGUAGGCAACUCGGCCACAAGCAACUCGAUUGCAGGCAACUCUGUCACGGGCAACUGGGUCGUAGGCAACUCUGUCACCGACAAUUUCCACUUGGCUACGGCCAACCAGUUCGUGGCUAAUCCUGUCGUAGGCCCCUCCGUUACGGGUCACCCGGCCACAGCCAAUAAUGCUCAACUUGUGUCUCUUAUGGCCGCUCAACAGCAGGCCUAUGCUCAGCGUGCUUAUAUGGCCUUUCAGCAGCAGCAGAGAGUUAUUGUUACCGCCCAGGCCCAGGCUGCCGCUCAGGCUCAACUUCAAGCUGCCGCUCAGCAGCAGACUCCAUCUGCUCUCAGGGCCGCUCGGCGGAAGCGGAGGGCUAUUGCUGCCGCUAAGGCUCAGGCUGCCGCUCAGCUUGCUGCCGGUCAGGUUCCUGCCGCCGCGGCGUCGACCUCCUCCGCCCCAAGCCCCUCGCGCCCCCUCCUCCCCCACGAGAUCUUCCCCUUCAUGAAGCUCCCCCAAGAGCUCCAGCUGAUGAUCUACCGCUACGUGUGGCACACCACCCCCGACACCCCGCCCUCCGGCCAGUUUUCCUACCAGCAACACCUCCAAUUCUACUCCUCCCCGCGCCACCUGCGCGCCCAGCUCCGCGGCCUCUUCAAGCUCGGCGCCAUUUCCCAGGAAAUCCGCAGUGUCGCUUACGCCGAGUACUUCGGCCGCACCCAGCUCUACCUGCGGUACGACGAUUUUUUCCGCUGGAACUAUUCCGACAGCUGGCACGGCAGCGACCAGCUGACGGCGUCGAUGAACCUGCUCUGGCAGGACGCGACCUUGUCGCCGCUGUUGACGGAGUACGUGCAGCACGUGGCUUGGCACAUCGGUCCGGUCCACAAUAGCAAGUUGUGCGCGACCGAGCGGGCGGCGCUGAAGUGGCUUCAGGAUUGCAAGAAUGUCAAGACGCUGGAGAUCGUGGUGGCGAUGCGGAGCACGCAUGUCAGGCCGAAGGAUGUCAGGGACUUGCUCAAUGCUAGGGCGAGGUUUGCUAACGGGGUGGUGCCGUAUUCGACGUUCAAGUUCUUUCGCUAUUUCAAGUGGUCGAUUAAUCGGCUGGAUGUGUUGCGGAAGAAGGGAAGUUUGGAGAAGGUGGUGUUCAGUGUUGAGCCGUUUGUGAAUGAGAGUACAAGGGUUGCGGAACGGGGCACGAUUGACUUGGAGGCGAUGCUGGAGAGGUCGGAGUGGUUCCGGAAGUUCAAGAGGGAGGCGUUGGAGCACCUCCUUGGUCCCGUUCCUAAGAAGCGGAAGCUUGGUGCUAAGUCUGAGAAGAAGACAGAGGAGCGCUCGUUCUACAAGAUCGAACAGCAUCUCGGCCACGUCAACCCCAAGUGGCAUCGGUCUUACAAGAUCUAACACCCGACCGCGUCGACCGCGUCCUCAUCGCUAAGCCACAGUGACAACGGGCUGUGGGACUUUUGCAUCUUGCAUCGAAAGCCCUGAGCCUCUUAUCACAAUCAGGAUGCUGAAAGCCGCCAGCCGAUUACCCGGCUAGUGACGAUCUACUCCUCGGGCGUCUGCCCA